CAUGUGCAUGGCUUAUGGCUUCCCAAAAGCCACAGUUCACAGUGCACAUGUCCAUGUCAAGUUGUAAUUGCCUGCCACUCGCCCCUCCUAGUAAUGCUUAAUAAUGCCGCAUGGCGCCGUUACUCCGAGUCAUGACCAUUGAAUAAAUACACGCGCAAAUUAUGCCAUGGAUUGAUAACUCUCAGAUAAGAGUCCUUGAGUCACAUCGCUUCUGACUCGGACUCAUGUAGGAAAUUUUACAAUGCGCAGCGAGAUGCGGUCACACUCGGCCUUUCCUGGUAAGUCGUGUGCGCCCACCCUAGACUAUCCCUCCAGACUAAUCAUUUUAAAAUGGAAAACUGCGCAUGUGGCCCGGAGUGCAGACAAACUCAAUUCAAACCACUGCCAUUUCGUUUGAUCCAUAUAGAUUUUAUAGGUGGUUCUCAUACUACACAGCUCUUUCAGUCACCGCCUUGGAUGUUUUUACUCCAUACGCCGAGAAAUUUGUUAUGGUUUCUUGUGGUGUUAUGCUGACCUAUUGUUUCGUCAGUAACACUUUGAUUUGUUAUUGAGUUGAUGCUGCCUGCACUAUCUGUACAGCAUAUGUGCCGAGAGUAUGUUUACCCAAGUCGGUCUCUCUUAUAAAACAUUUUUGUCAGACGUUGAUUCACGAGUACCAUUGCUACGGCACCUUUUGGUGAAUCUGGUCUUCCGAUCUUC
Molecule: messenger RNA, 699 nt
Organism: Suillus discolor
Lineage: Eukaryota; Fungi; Basidiomycota; Agaricomycetes; Boletales; Suillaceae
Exons: 3
Coding region: 345-551 (68 amino acids)
Source: RefSeq, a predicted model, not a curated record